CAAUUAAGAAAAUUUGGUUCGUCUUCCUCGUAAAUAGAAAUGAUAUGAAAUGCUAACAAGUUGUAUUCACAGGUGUUUUCGAGUACAAGGGUAUCGACUUUGCUCAUAAUGUACGAUCUUUGACUGUGUGACUACUAAGUCAAGUGACUAGCCCUAGGCCUCAUGUGUUUAUGUUUUGUUAGCCUAUCCAGUCUUCGUUCCGAGCUCUAGAGAUCUAAUUUUUGAUAAUUUAAAUCUUGCUGACAGUUUUUGAAUAAAGAUCUAACAUGGAAGAUUCUGGUGAUGAUGAUGGAACAAACCAGUUCACUCAAAUGACAAAAACACAACUGGUGGAUUUUCUUGGAGCAAGAGGACUGAGCACCACAGGAACAAAACUUGCUCUCAUAGGUCGGGCCUUUGUGGCGUGGGAAACUGGCGUGACGGUAAAGUCUUCAACAGAAACGUUUCAAAAUCAGUUGAAAGAAGACUACAAGACAACCCUCAAGAAAUUUAGUAUUCCAGACCCAGUUUCAUUGCCUCCUGAUAGUUGGUCUGAAAAAGUUACGAAAUGGCCACCGGUGGACAUGGGGAAAAUCUUCAUGUACCUUCUUAGUACAAGUGAGUACAACAGAGACUAUAUAGGGAAGUACAAGACACAAAAGGCCUAUUCCUAUUUUGCCAGUAAGUUUGUUGGUACCAUUCUGUGGGCACAAGUGCCAGAUGACUGCGACAGAUGUUUCCUGACAUCGGAGGUAACACCGUCACAAAGCGUCAGAGGUGACACCCACAAACAGUGGAUCUUGUUGCGAAACACAGGAGAAAUCCUGACGUCGAUGUGCAGCUGCACUGCUGGCAUGUGCAGUACAUGCAACCACGUUAUUGCUGUGCUGUACAAAGUGGAGUUCGCUAUCAGUAACCAUCUGAACUCUGAAUCCUGCACAGAGACAAGCUGUGCGUGGAAUAAAUGUACUAAGAAAACUGUUGAGCCGAAAAGAGUCGAGGAAAUGGAACUCCGUUCUGACAGUGCCCCAAAGUACUCCUCUUCAGACACUGCAUCGGAAUCUCGGAAACGUAGACUGACGUUCGAUCCACGUCGAGACGGUGAGAACAAAAAGAACCCUGAAGAAGUUGUGAAUUUUCUGGAGGGUCUAUCGACGUUUGCACCCAAGUGUGCCUUAUUUUCUGGAAUGGCAGCUCAACUUCAGACAAAAAGUUUAGAGCCGAUAUCGAUGCCUCCAACCAUGCUCCAAGCAGCGGAACAAUGCAUCGCCAAGAACAGCGGUUUGGAUGACAAGGGAUUGUCAGAGAAAUUUGGUGAGUCUCUUGUGUACACUAGAGACCAGUGUAAGUUGUUAGAAGAGACAACAAGACAACAGGGAUCAUCAACAACUUGGCACAAUCACAGGAAGGGGAGGAUUACUGGAAGCAACAUUAAGCGGGUUGUGAGGAAAAUUGAAGAGCUCAACAGAAACGUUAAUGCCGCAACCACCUCUCUGACACAUCAUCUUCUGUCAGGCGGGCCAGACUUGUCCCACAUACCUGCCAUUAAGUGGGGCAGAGACAGUGAAGAAAGUGGCCUUCAGGAAUUUGAAGCUAGUAUGCAUUCUAAUCAUCUGAACGUCACCCUGAGAAGAGCUGGGCUCUACGUGAAGAGUACGCAUCCGUAUAUUGGUGCCAGCCCUGAUGCCGUCCUGCACUGUGACUGUCAUGGUCUUAGUACUGUGGAAUUGAAGUGUCCUUUCAAGUUGAAGGGAAAAAACAUUGUAGACAACUAUGCACAGACGGAUUUUUUAUGCAAAGGUGAAAACGGGGAUCUGGAACUGAAACGUGACCAUGCGUAUUACUACCAGGUUCAGACACAGCUUGCCGUCACUGGGUUUACAGCAGGAUUCUUUUGUGUGUCUUCUUUGGAUGGCAAGCCAUUUAUCAUACAAGUGUUAAGGGAUGACAAGCUGUGGGAAGACAUUCAGCAAAAACUAGUUGUGUUUUUUAAAGGGUAUAUUAGCAAGCACCUACUAGGCCUGAAAGAAUUUUUAUUCUGUCCAACUUGUGACAACCUGAUUUUGGAACCAAGAGAAUGUCAACAGGAGGGCGACAACAGUGUGUGUUGUGAUUCUUGUAACCUGUGGCACCACUGGACCUGUCAGGACUAUUCAAAAGACAAAGACACGUUCCUCUGCUCAUUCUGCACAGGGGACAACAUGGAAUAACAUCAUGCAGCAUACAACAUUGACUGUACAUACCAUCUCAACAGCGACAAAGUAAGUUUAUUUUAUCUUUCUCAGGCUCUGUCCACUGAAUGCAUCACAAUCACAAUUUUACUCAACAGUAACAACAAACAGCAAAAACAACAUUCCUCGUGUAGCUUUGUGUAAUUUUUAAAGUUAUCUUUAUUGCAUUGUUAGUUUUUGUUGACGAUGGUACUUUUCUAUAAUUUAUUAUUUGGUUUGGUUUGGGUGUAAUAUUACCGUACAUUGCUUGAUUUCUCUAUGCUGUCAGAGGAUCCAGUAGGUUGCAGAAUGCACUUUCAUUGUAAUUGUCAUUUUGAAGUCUGCUCGUCCUUUCUGUAUCUGCCUCUCCCAUAAUUUCCUUUUCUCCUCGUUUGAAACUCCAAACCAUUGCAUUUCAGUCACAUGGGAUCUCUUUUUAAUCAAUUGGGGUCUACUUCUUGUGUUACUGCAUGAACCAACACAACAAUGGUCGUACUUCCCCAUCUUGCUACUAGACUAAUGUUUCUAGAAUCUAGAUCUAAAUCUAGUUUAAAAUCUAAAAUUCAAUGAAAGAAACAUCUAUAGAACUAAGAAAGAUUAGUCCUACAUGAUGGUAUAUCGCUAGAUCUAGAUCUAUUAAAUUACCAGAAAUGUAGAUUCCACAAAACAAUGAUUUCCUCACUGUUAGUCUAAAAAAAUAAUAACGAAUGCCAAUUCCAUUUCACAAAAUUACACUUAUAUAAAAACACACAGUACAGUCACAUGAUUAGUAGAUCUUGGCCUGCGUGAGGCAAAGAGGGCAGCUGACAAAACACACUUUCAAAGGCAAACAACACACUUUCAAGGCAGUUUUUGCGUUUCUUAUGCCUAACAACUGAUACUAAAAUGAGAUUGUGCGUACGUUUGACUAGAUCUAGACGUUAGAUUGAAUUUAGGCGCCGAUUUAGUGUCCAUGUGCCAACUGCCCAAGGCUGUUGACAAUGUAAACAAAGGAGCAUUGCAGACCGGAAGUAACCCUGAGUACCCCUGGACAGUAUGGCGGACAUUACCGUGAAGAGGUCUAUUGCAUUUAUAUAGCAUUGAUGGUGUAGCUUUGGUUGUACCUUUCCUUUUGGAAGCUGAGAGAAAUUGAAGGCAGAAACUUGUUUAGAGUAUUACCAUGAAUAUCAUGGGGUUACGUUUCAGAACUUCCAGCGACAGGGGAAAAUCUGCAAAGUAUGAAAUAAUUAUUACACAUUGUACACCUUUAUAAACU
Aplysia californica (California sea hare) is the source of this 3444-nucleotide messenger RNA. RefSeq lists its product as uncharacterized. Bases 267 to 2189 code for a protein of 640 amino acids. The transcript has a single exon. NCBI's taxonomy places the organism in Eukaryota, Metazoa, Mollusca, Gastropoda, Aplysiida, Aplysiidae. The record is from RefSeq and is a predicted model, not a curated record. Gene Ontology annotation, molecular function: zinc ion binding.